Messenger RNA from Aureobasidium uvarum, 2586 nucleotides. NCBI's taxonomy places the organism in Eukaryota, Fungi, Ascomycota, Dothideomycetes, Dothideales, Saccotheciaceae. The record is from the annotation of a GenBank genome assembly.
CUCUCUGCAGACGAUGGCAGAUUCGACGUUUUCAUCAGUGCUUUAGCAGCAUCGAAGCUGCAAACUCUACUUGCUGAUGAGGACGAGAAGUCUUCGAAGGGCGCACAGCAUGACACUACGCAUACCAAGACCAAGUUCGCGAAACUCCACUGGCAUCAGAAGCAACACAAUUUCAAGCCCGUCACGGACGGGUUCGAGGGCUCACCACGAAUGAAUAUCGCCAUCCUUAUCGUCGGAAGUAGAGGCGAUGUUCAGCCAUUUAUCGCGCUUGGUCAAGUGCUCAAAGCCCCGCCGUACAACCAUCGCGUCCGGAUCUGUACACAUCCGAAUUUCAAAACCUUCGUGGAAGAGAACGGCCUCGAGUUUUUCUCGAUUGGAGGUGAUCCAGAGAAGCUCAUGUCAUAUAUGGUACGCAAUCCGGGCGUUCUACCAACCAGGGCUUCUGUAAAGGCCGGCGACGUAGGCGCGCGACGUGCCGAGAUUGCCGAAAUGUUGGACGGCUGCUGGAGAGCGUGUACGGAGGCUGGCAACGGAGUCGAUCCCAUCAGUCUACCAGCCACCAAGCUCCUAAGCCUGGAUACUAUCACGUCACUGCCGGAUCCGUUUAUAGCUGAUGCCAUCAUUAGCAACCCGCCAGCAUAUGCAAAUAUCCAUAUCGCAGAACGACUAUCUGUACCAUUGCACAUGAUGUUUACAAUGCCCUGGAGUCCGACAACAGCAUUCCCCCACCCUCUCACAAAUGUCAAGUCAGGCAGCAGUAACAGGAAAAUGGCCAACUAUCUAUCUUACUAUAGUAUGGAAUUGCUAACCUCGGAAGGUCUCAUCGACCUUGUAAACGAUUUUAGAGAGAACACGCUCGCCUUGGAUCCUAUCCAUGCGGCCUGGGGUCACCAACUACUUCCUCAACUGAAAGUCCCAUUCACUUACUGCUGGUCGCCAGCCUUGAUUCCGAAACCUCAGGAUUGGGGCUCCCACAUUACCAUUAGUGGAUUCNNUUUUUUUCUAGAGACGAAGUCGUCUUUUCAACCAGAUGAAGCAUUAUCCGAAUUCUUAGCAGCUGGACCACCACCCGUUUAUAUUGGUUUUGGUUCGAUUGUGGUCGAUGAUCCGGACAAUUUGACAAACAUGAUCUUGGAAGCUGUGCGAUUGUCCGGAGUGCGCGCUCUCGUUUCCAAAGGUUGGGGCAACCUCGGAGGCAAAGACGUCCCAAAGAAUGUGUUCUUGCUUGGCAAUGUACCGCAUGACUGGCUUUUCCCGCGAUGUUCGGCAGUGGUACAUCAGGGUGGUGCAGGCACUAUGGCCAUCGGUAUAGCGCUAGGAAAACCGACAGUAGUGGUUCCUUUCUUUGGCGAUCAACCAUUCUGGGGAGAAAUGGUUGCCCGAGCUGGUGCAGGCCCGUCACCAAUUCGCUACAAAGACUUGACGGCGGAGAAGUUGGCAAGCCAAAUUACCCAAGCGCUGGAACCACAAGUCCAAGAUCGAGCAAAGGAGCUUAGCGAUCGCAUUCGAACCGAAACGGGCACUCAAACAGCAGCCGAGAUGUUUCAUGCUACGGAACAGAUGCAGCAUUUGAACUGCUUCCUAAUCGCGGACAGAGUCGCCGUUUGGCGAGUGCGGCACACCAACAUCCAACUCAGCGCACUGGGUGCCAGUAUUCUCAUUCAUCACGGCAAGGUCGACUGGCGAUGUCUCAAGCCUCUACGCAAGCAUCGCUGGUAUGUCGAGCAAGGAGCACAAGACCCACUCAUUGGCGCUCUGGCCACGAUAGGUUCGACCGCAGUUGGUUACAAGACUUGCGCUUCGAAGCUGAGCAGAGAAGUCAGGAGCUCAACCUCGGCUGCGAACGCGGACUCCAAGAUUUUGAUCGAUGGGCAGAGUGCUCCUGCUGGUAGACGCAACGUGUUCAAAAGCAUCGGCAAGUUUGGCGCCGGAGUAGGUGGCAAGACUCUGCUGUUCCCAAUCGACCUCCUAUACAACAUCACGAACGGUUUCCACAACGCGCCCGCGACUUGGAUGGGUGACCACACCGUCCGGAUGAGGAAUGAAAUCACUGGCGUCAAGACAGGGUUGAAAGCUGGAGCCGAAGAAGUCUGCUUCGGAAUCUACGACGCCGUAACCGGUGUGGUAACCCAACCGAUCCAUGGUUUCGAAGAACAUGGUGCAGUCGGGCUUGUGAAAGGUGUAGGCCGUGGUAUCGGAGGUCUUGUUUGCAGNAGUGUGGCUGGCGCCAUAGGACUCCCAAGUUACGGCAUGAAGGGUCUGGCGAAAUCGGUGCGCAGAGGUUGGAAAGAUAGCGACGCAGCGCCAGACGAGGAGGCCAUCGCGUUCUUGAGACAGCUGGAACAUCGCGAUAGUGUCGGAGGUCAGGAAGCUUCUCUAGGACGUAAGCAGACUGUUGCUUUGUCCUAUGUGAGCAAGGCUACUGGAAAUGGGGUCAUGCGCUUGAUCAUGAGGCGACGCGGAUGGCAGAACCACACAGAGGUACUGCGGCUUCGAGAAGACCCUGAGAAGGCCGCGUCUGUCGAGCAGAAUGUUUUGAUGAAGUGGGAGAGCUUGAAAGUGCCAGCCAAGUUCUGUAGCAGUAGA